AUGCAUGCCGCAGGCGAUGCAGCUACGGCGGAGCUGCGACAGCUGCUCACAGCCGACGGACUUUCGGGGAGGAUUACGCUCACCACAGACAUAUGGACUAGUGAGAACGGCCUAGCUUUCAUGGUGGUGACAGCGCAAUGGGUCAUGAGCGACUUCAGGCUGGAGCAGGCCAUUCUCGACUUCAGGCCGCUAGAGAAGGAGUUGGAGGAGGUCAUUGUGGAGUGGGGACUAGCGGCAGGGGUGGGGGCAGCAGGGCGUGGGGCGGUCCGGGGAGAUGGCUACCGCUCUUUUCAGGCGGAGCUGAUGGCUGAGAUGGCAGCCAUGGAGGCAGUGGAGGGGGUGCAGCAGCUGGACAAAGUGAACCAGUAUGUGGCGGAGGGGAGGCAUGAGGAUUUUUGCCCCUUAGUGUACUAG
Molecule: messenger RNA, 414 nt
Organism: Closterium sp. Naga37s-1
Lineage: Eukaryota; Viridiplantae; Streptophyta; Zygnematophyceae; Desmidiales; Closteriaceae
Source: the annotation of a GenBank genome assembly